CCCCUGAAGAGCAGCUGGAGAGCAGUCCUAGCCCUGCCUGUGCUAGGCAGAGCACAAACAGCCACUCCACUUGCUUUAGCCUAGAACCACCCCCCCAAAAUCCCGGAGGUAUCCUGGUGCUUGAACUGAUUUUCCAGAGGCAGAAUGGACAUCAAGGAAUAUUUUGCCAGAAUUUCUUACCGGGGCUCCCACAAUAAGCCAGACCUGGGUACCAUGUCAGAUAUAUUCCAGCACCACAUCCAAGCUGUCCCUUUUGAAAACCUCAGCAUCCACUGUGGGGAAACGAUUGAGCUGGACCUGGAAGCGACCUACAACAAGAUAGUGAGGAAGAAACGUGGGGGCUGGUGCAUGGAAAACAACUACCUUUUGUCUUGGGUCCUGAAAACUCUGGGCUAUGACGUCACCCUUCUGGGAGCAAAAGUUUUUGUUCCGGAGCACGACGCCUACCCAGAGGAAAUAGAUCAUCUGCUGCUAAAAGUGGUGCUUGAUGGCAAAUCCUACAUCGUGGAUGGGGGGUUUGGGAUGGCCUACCAGCUGUGGCAGCCAAUGGAGCUGAUUUCAGGGACAGAUCAGCCGCAGACUCCCGGGGUCUUUCGCUUCCUGGAGGAGAGCGGGACCUGGUACCUCGAGAAGGUGAAAAGGAAGCAGUGGGUUUCCAACCAUGGUGCCUCCACUUCCCAUAAAGUGGAAGAUGAAGUCUGCCGUCGGAUUUACCUCUUUACCCUUCAGCCACGAGACAUUGAAGAGUUCAGAGGCUGCAAUGCCCACCUGCAGACAGCGCCCGACUCGCUCUUUGUGACCAAGUCUAUCUGCAGCCUGCAGACUGCCGACGGCAUCCGGGCACUGGUGGGGUGGAAACUCACUGAGAUGAAGUACAAUUAUAGGGACAAUAUGGAUCUUGUGGAAAUCAGAAUGCUUGCAGAUGAAGAAAUAGAGAAAACACUGAAAGAGAAAUUCAAUAUAACGCUAGACAAGAAAUUUGUACCCGUCAAUACAAGCAGGUUGUCUCUGUUCUAA
Pseudopipra pipra is the source of this 1017-nucleotide messenger RNA. Its product is annotated as arylamine N-acetyltransferase, pineal gland isozyme NAT-3. The coding region runs from base 145 to 1017 and encodes 290 amino acids. The transcript has 2 exons. Gene Ontology annotation, molecular function: arylamine N-acetyltransferase activity. The record is from RefSeq and is a predicted model, not a curated record. Lineage: Eukaryota; Metazoa; Chordata; Aves; Passeriformes; Pipridae.